Molecule: messenger RNA, 678 nt
Organism: Rotaria sp. Silwood2
Lineage: Eukaryota; Metazoa; Rotifera; Eurotatoria; Philodinida; Philodinidae
Source: the annotation of a GenBank genome assembly
AUGUCAAGAUUGCUAGGUAGCAGCUCAACAUCAUCUAAAUCUUCAUAUAUAUCCGAUGUGACUGAUCAUGGUUCAGGUAGUAGUACGGGUCAUAAACCUUCACAAAUUGCAAAUAAAUGGCUUACAUUAAAAUUUGGCCGAAAAGAAGAAAUUCCUUUUCCACGCAAUUCAUUAUUAAUAAAAGAAAAUGAUAAAAAAGAAAUUCGUUGUCCUGCAAGUGAUCAAUUAGUAUGUAAUGCAAAAUUUCCUGAUUCAUUGAACAGAUUAAACAUAGUUGAAAUAUUUGCACAUUUAUAUGAAUUUCAUCCACCAAUAUAUACAAGCAUAACAGAGAAUUAUGAUACUUGGUAUGGUACAAAACAAGAAAUAAUAGCAUCACAUCAAGAAAUUGCAACAACACAAGAUUAUAUUCGUUUUUUUGAAGACGCUGCUAAAAAAGAAACAAAAUCAUUAUCAUCAUCAUCAACAACAAUCAAAAGAAGAAGCAUUGUAACACUUGAAUCAUCGGCUGAUCGAACAAAGAAGUCACUUGAACACCACGAAAUUUUUGACGAUUUGGCCAAUAAAACACAUGAUGCCAUUAAAACAUACAGCAAAGGAAAUAUUACACAUAAUCAACUAUUAAUGAAGAUCAAGAUACUUAACGAUGAUUAUUUAAAAAAAAUUGAAGAUAUAUAA